AUGGCAAAGCGACGCAACGAGAACGGACAGAUGCGCCGCGAGGAGUACGAAGCUGCAGAAGACGGAGCAAGCGCCGACUCCUUUGACGUCGGCUUCCAGCGCGCGAGCGAGGAAUCGAUCCGCAAGCGCAAGAUCGUUAAAGCGCGCGGGGGGAGUCGCCCGUCUGCAGCAGCUACUGCCAGGGCGUGUGAAGCGGAAAAAGACACGGUCAAGAGCAAUGCGUUUGGAGGUUUCCAGGGACUCACGACUGCCAAAUCGGCUGUUGCCAACCCGUUUGCGGGGUUCUCUGGUCUAAGUGGAACGUCGUCUACACAGACUACGUUACGGACUGGUGGAGCUUGCAGUCGCGGUCAAGCUGCGGCGUCUUCGGGUUCACACCAGCAGGCAAUGGAGAAACUCAAUAAGGCUUUCCUGGGGUUUGUUAAUGGUCAAGUCGAGACUCACGCAAGUGUCAGUUGGGUGGAUGCUGUUCAGGAUUACUUGAAGUAUGCGGCUGAGAUUGAUACAAAGCACGCGACGACAAAGCCUGGCGCUGUUUCGGAGGCUAAGCAUGCAUCCACACCCGCACCCUUUUCGUUUGGUUUAACGGCACCUUCUGCCAUGAGCGCACAGCCUGCCGCGUCUACAUCGAGCGCGUCGCUUCCCUUUGGUGAGAGUAGCGCUGCUGCUACUAAGAAGGACGACUCGACGAAAGCUCUGACAAGUACUGGGUUCGCGUUCGGCGGUGCCAUCACGAAGGAGGACAAACCUGCGGUGUCGAUACCGAAGGAGGUUUCGAGUAGUAGUGGUGGCAGCAGCUCUCUUUUUUCUGCCCAGUCUUCAGCUAGAGAGGAGAAGACCACUCCUGCGUUCUCGUUCGGAGCAUUGACCAAGCCAGCGGUCCCUGUAGCCUCAUCUACUCCUGCCACGGGUGGAUUCGUAUUCGGCAACGUGACUGGUGCCACAAGCGCUGCGUCUGUCUCGAGUGGUGGAUUAAGCUUCGGACUGUCAGCCCCAGCAGCUUCAACGUCUACUUCUGCAACCGUGGAAGAAGAAAACGAGGAAAACAUAGGACGUGAGGAGGCUACGGUCAUUAUCAAGGCUGACUCUCCUGACGAUGAUUGCACGUUCGAAGCUGACAAGGCGAAAAUCUUCGAGUUUAAGAAGGACGAGAAACGCUGGGCAGACAAAGGCGUGCACCCUCUCAAGGUGCUCGUCAGCAAGGACUCAAAGAGUGCGCGAAUACUGGCCCGCAGCGCGAUUGGCAAAGUCGUGCUGAACUCGGCGCUGUACAAGGGCAUGUCUGUACAGCCGCAUACGGAGACGACGGGAAAGAAGACGGGAGUGUCGCUGGCGCUGCAGGGUGACAGCAGCGACCUGACGCGAUUUUUGAUCAAGGUGAAUGCCGCGCGUGUCGAUGAACUAGUCAAGGCUCUCGAGGUAGCAGUGGCGUCGCUGUAG
This is a messenger RNA of Peronospora matthiolae, 1440 nucleotides long. The record is from the annotation of a GenBank genome assembly. NCBI's taxonomy places the organism in Eukaryota, Oomycota, Peronosporomycetes, Peronosporales, Peronosporaceae.